AAGGUUUACACCAUUGAAAAUCAAUUUUUAUUAGUUUAGUGUUCUAAAAUCUCCAAGGGAAACGAUGUUUGUUUACUUUGCUCAAAAUGUGACUAAUACUUUUCCAAAUUAAUCGUGCAUAUAACCAAUACCGACAAAGUUGAGUUAUGAAUUCCAGAAGACUAGAAAAAGGGAUAUACCAAGAAAAUGUAGACGAGCGAUCUUCUUUUAAAACUAAUUUAAUUCAACCAGUUUCCACAAGCAAUUCAGAUGCAGGAGUUGAAGAAGAAAUUAGUUUUAAUAAAUUUUUAAAUUUCAUGAAAGUUUCUUGUCACGUAAAUGAUGUUAUAUCAGUGCAAACUAAUCAACAAAGACAAUUGGGGAAAAAUAUAUCAGAAGAUUUUCAUUCAGUUAUCACGAAUGAUGGAUACAAUUUAGAAAAUAUGAUGAAGGCUAUGAAGGAUAGCGGCCAUUGUAAUAAUAGUUCUAAAAUUGAUGAAGAACUUUUUCAAAGACGAAGCACUGUUGAGUUGGCUAUUGGACUAAUGCAGGGCGAAAAUGUGCAGGCGAAAUUAUAUAAAAAAUUGGACUACAUUGUAAAUGAAGGCAUGGUUGACUCAGUGCUUUCUUUCAUUUGUCCAAUACCAGUGCCAGCAUCCUUUCCACGUUACAUGAAACCUAAACAUAAAAAAGAACUAUUUAUUUCUAAAGUUACUUCUUUGGACAACUCAGAGUCUGUAUAUAAUUGCAACACCAAAAUUAACGAAAUUGAAAGCAGUAUUGCAACAAAUGGACCCCAUUGCCAAAUAAUUCAGGAUGAGGUCAAGCCUAUAAGGAAGCUAGUGACUUUAAAAAGAGAUAAAAAAGAACCAGAAGUUGUUAUUCAUGUUUGCGACGAGGAUAAAAAUUCUAACCGAGAUUUUAGUUGUUCGCAGAGGCUACUAGUAAACCAAAUGGGAUACUUUGCGGAGGUAACAGCUGGACAAAAACUUGAUGAAAUGGACAUUUCGGUUCAUUGCGACAUACAGAUAUUCGACUGGCUGAUAAAGUGGAUGAAAUUAACAGAUUCUGCAGAAGCCUCUGGUUUUAGAAAAACUGAAUUUGAAGGCCCGGAAGGUUUACCACAUUUAGAUGCGAAUAAUGUGAUUUCGAUAUUGGUAUCUGCCGGAUUUUUACAAAUGGAACCGUUAGUGAUUGAAUGUUUAUCAUUUUGUCAUGCCCGGCUCUGCGACGUUGUACGUUCCUCUAUAAAUCUUUCUCGCUUGAAUGACUCUAUAAUUACACGUCUGGCAGCUAUGUUUACGAAUUUGGAACUGGAAAUGGUACGUGACAAAAAAGAACGUCUAGCACCACGUCUGUGGAUAAAACUUAUUCAAAGCCUUUGUGAACCAGAGCCGGAAGCGUUGCGGGGGCAUUUUUACAGUUUGGCAGGAUUGUUUCGCUGUUCAAAGUGCGGUGAACAUCUUACAAACACAUUUAGGUCAUAUAUAGCUUGUCAACCAAACAACACGCGAUUAACUCGAUGGGGUCAACUUAGCAGUGGCCAUGUACGUGACAGUUUAUGGAACAUAAAUAAUUUUAUCGCACAUAUUUUUAAGGAGCGUCGGUCCUGGCGCCAUGUUUAUUGGAAACUUUGGGGCCAUUGCCACUUUCUAUAUUGCUGUAUAUGUGAAAGGCACUUUCCAGUUUAUAAGAUGACAUGGUGUCGUUUUCACCCAUCAAGUCCAAAUUAUCUUGAAUCAAUUACGGAAGACUUCAUUACUAGUCCUAUAGGCCGGUAUCCAUGUUGUGGGAAAAAGGCAUAUCGUUUUGAAGUAUUUCCCGAGGCAAAUGGAUGCCAAUUUCGUGAUCAUAGUGUAGUAGCUGAAAACGAACGUGAACGACAAAUAUUGCAAAUAAUGAAAGUUAUAUAUAAAGAUGGCAUUAUUUGCGAUCCUCCAGCUGAAGAUGUUUUAUCGGCACGUAUCACACCAUGUUGGAUAGGUUUACCACUUACUCCACAACACUGUCGUCAAGGAUUAUUGCCUAGUAUGAAUGCUGGCGAACUAACUAAACAAAUUGUCAGACGACUGGGCCAAGAUGGAACCUCCUUCAUUGAUGAGUCUUGCAGUGACUGCAGCGAUAGCGAUUCAACAACGGAGAAUACCGACCGUUUAAUUCAGAAAGACAACAGGAUUUACUACGAAAUUGAGUUCAGUAGUGACGGUUGCGAAUCAGAACAAACCGAGUUAGAGGCUUUGCGCAUAAAAAAAUUAAAAAAAAAGCCCAGCCAUAACUCUGGACGAUAUUGGUGUGGAGAACUUUCUGCACGGAGUAACCAAGAUCAUCAGCGAGAAUAUGAAGAAAAGGCUAUAAAAAACAUGAUUCUUCGAAUGAAUAAAAAUAACGGAUUAGAGCAAAAUCUUCUUCCAGGUGGCCCUGUCGGUGGUUUUUACGUGCGUUUGGAAACCGAAUGGAGAGACCAAUUAAAACAUAGAAGUUUACCAAAUCUUACAAACAGUUUCUCAAUUUCUGGGUUCGGAAAGUUUAAAUAUAAAUAGAGCAACUGAAUGUUUUAAUCCUCAAUUAA
This is a messenger RNA of Anastrepha obliqua, 2548 nucleotides long. RefSeq names its product SANT and BTB domain regulator of class switch recombination. NCBI's taxonomy places the organism in Eukaryota, Metazoa, Arthropoda, Insecta, Diptera, Tephritidae. The transcript has 9 exons. The record is from RefSeq and is a predicted model, not a curated record. The coding region runs from base 147 to 2519 and encodes 790 amino acids.